This is a messenger RNA of Sitodiplosis mosellana (orange wheat blossom midge), 1043 nucleotides long. RefSeq names its product probable lysine-specific demethylase 4A. Gene Ontology annotation, molecular function: histone H3K9 demethylase activity; histone H3K36 demethylase activity. Bases 1 to 1005 code for a protein of 334 amino acids. Gene Ontology annotation, cellular component: nucleus. The record is from RefSeq and is a predicted model, not a curated record. Gene Ontology annotation, biological process: chromatin remodeling. Lineage: Eukaryota; Metazoa; Arthropoda; Insecta; Diptera; Cecidomyiidae. The transcript is spliced from 6 exons.
AUGGAAUCUCAAAUAAAUUCUGUGGAAGUGCCAAUAUUUUGGCCAUCCCUUGAACAGUUUGCCAAUUUCGGAAACUUUAUAAAAUGGCUAGAAGCGCAAGAUCUGUCCUUCGCAAAAGUCAUUCCACCACCAGAAUGGGAACCAAAGUCGAAAAUAAUUCCUGGUGAAUUCAUGUUGGAGAAUGUAUAUUCUCAACGUCACGACAAACUGCAACACGGUGGAUACGAGAUUAUUAACACUAAAUUGGACCCAAUGACUUAUAGUCACUACGUUCAAUUGGCAACUGCAAAUGAAUGUGAAAUAAACGAAGACAAAUUUUGGGAAAAUGUGGCCUCCAAAUCUUCUUCAAAUCUGUACGCCAUAGACAACGACAUCAGUCUAUUUGGGGAUGACGUUUCGCUGUGGAAUUUAAGUAAAUUAACGAAAACCCAUUCCAAUAUACAUGGCACAAACACUACAAUGAAUAUCGCAGAAGGAAUUCAAAGACCAUUUUCGUACUUUGCUGUUGGAUCGUCUUGUUUUGGUGCUCAUAUUGAAGACGGAAAUUUAAACUCAAUAAAUAUUUUGCACAGAGGAGCACCAAAACUGUGGUACUUCAUUCGCCAGGACCAAAACAAGAAAUUUGAACAAUUGACGAAAAAAAUGUCCAAAAAUAUCGACUGUGAUCUCUAUGUGCGCCAUAAAACUAUACUCCCGUCACCAUCAGUUCUUGAUGCGCAGAAAAUUGGAUUCUCUCGAGUCCUUCAAAAUGCGGGUGAAAUAAUAAUUUCAUUCAGUGGAGGCUACCAUUUUGGGUUCAGUUUGGGGACCAAUGAGGCAGAGUCUGUGAAUUUCGGCUCAGAAAGGUGGUUGCGAUUUUUGAUGACUUCAAAAUAUGCACAUGCUCCUACUCGGGAGAUGAACAACACAUUAACCUCAGAUGGCUCUCCCGAAUCGUCGAUGAUAUCCGUUCGCAGUUUCCCUGUAAGAUAUGUGAAACCAAUUAUGAUUCGGAGUCUGCAUUAAGAAUGCAUAAUAGUUUGAUCCACGCACCAAAAUUGAAC